CCCCCCACCACCUGAACCCCCGCCGGCACCACUUUCAUCGUUACCAUGUCCUACAGUGAACGCGCUGCCCUCAAGGCCGAGGCUGCAAAGGUUGAACAAUGGUGGAGGGAGCAUCGCUUCAGGAAGGUGAAGCGACCCUACACCGCCGAGCAGGUUGUUUCCAAGCGUGGCACACUCUCUAUCCAGUACCCCUCCAGUAUCAUGGCGAAGAAGCUCUUCGCUUUGCUCGAUGAGAAGUUCAAGAGGGGCGAGCCCUCACACACAUACGGCGCUCUCGAUCCCGUGCAGGUAACACAGAUGGCCAAGUACCUUGAGACUGUCUACAUUUCUGGCUGGCAGUGCUCGAGCACGGCUUCGAGCACCAACGAGCCCGGACCUGACCUUGCUGACUACCCCUCGAACACCGUACCAAACAAGGUCGAGCACUUGUUCAACGCCCAGCUGUUCCACGAUCGCAAGCAGCGCGAAGUGCGCUCGCGUCUGUCCGAAGCCGAGCUCGCUAGCACACCUGUUAUCGACUACCUCCGCCCCAUCGUCGCCGACGCGGACACUGGUCACGGCGGUCUCACCGCGACGAUGAAGCUUGCCAAGAUGUUUGUCGAAAAGGGUGCUGCAGGCAUUCACAUCGAAGACCAGGCGGCGGGCACCAAGAAGUGCGGGCACAUGGCUGGCAAGGUGCUCGUGCCCAUCCAGGAGCACAUCAACCGCCUCGUCGCGAUCCGCCUCCAGUUCGACGUCUUGGGCGUCGAGAACCUCGUCGUCGCCCGCACGGACUCGGAGGCCGCGGCGCUCAUCACCACCAACGUCGACGAGCGCGACCAUCCGUUCAUCCUCGGGAGCACGAACCCGCACCAGCGCCCGCUCGUCGUCGUCCUCAACGAGGCGCAGUCGCAGGGCAAGAGCGGCGCCGCGCUCGAGGCCGUCGAGGAGCAGUGGAUGAGCGCAGCGGGCAUCAUGCUGUUCGGCCAGGCGCUCGCAAACGCACUCAAGGCGCAGGGCGCCUCCGCGCAGACGCUCGAGCGUUUCCACGCGCGCGUCGCGCACGUCUCGUGGCCGGCCGCGGUAGAGGUCGCACAGGGUGAGUUCGGGCUGCGGCAGGUACCGCACUGGGACUGGGACGCGUCGCGCACGCGCGAGGGGUACUACCGGUACCAGGGCGGCACGCAGUGCGCGAUCAACCGCGCGAUCGCGUACGCGCCAUACGCGGAUGCACUCUGGAUGGAGACGAAGAAGCCGAUCCUCGCCCAGGCGCGCGAGUUCGCCGAGGGCGUGCACGCGGUGUACCCCGAGCAGUGGCUCGCGUACAACCUUAGCCCGUCCUUCAACUGGGACGCCGCGGGCCUCAGCACGGAGGACAUGAAGUCCUACGUGUGGGAGCUCGGGAAGCUCGGGUUCGUCUGGCAGUUCAUCACGCUCGCUGGCCUCCACUCGAACGGGUACAUCAGCGACCUGUUUGCGAAGAACUUUGCCAAGGAGGGCAUGAAGGCGUACGUCGAGCUCAUCCAGCGCAAGGAGCGCGAGAUUGGGUGCGACGUCCUCACACACCAGAAGUGGAGCGGCGCAGACUAUGCGGAUAAUAUGAUGAAGACCAUCACUGGCGGCGUGUCAUCGACCGCCGCAAUGGGCAAGGGUGUUACCGAGGACCAGUUCCACGACGGCCCCAAGCCCAAGUUGUAGUGUCUCUUCAAAAAAAAAACUGCGCACCUUCGAUGCGCGCCCUGUGGUUGAAUGCGUUCUCAGAUGGGUGGUUCUUGGUGCGGUGGCCGCGAUGUAACUUUUUCUAAUCUGUAUAAUAAUGCAUCGUUCUGGACGUAUUUGUAUGGUAUAAAGGAGCUUCAUUGGCCACAGGCGUAAGCGGUGUUCGGCCAUGGGCGGCUACCAUGUGAGGUUCAUCAAC
This is a messenger RNA of Phanerochaete carnosa HHB-10118-sp, 1897 nucleotides long. RefSeq lists its product as uncharacterized. The transcript has 6 exons. Bases 46 to 1677 code for a protein of 543 amino acids. The record is from RefSeq and is a predicted model, not a curated record. Gene Ontology annotation, biological process: carboxylic acid metabolic process. NCBI's taxonomy places the organism in Eukaryota, Fungi, Basidiomycota, Agaricomycetes, Polyporales, Phanerochaetaceae. Gene Ontology annotation, molecular function: isocitrate lyase activity.